AUGCCACCAGUGAUGAGAGUGUUGGCGCUGUUCCCGCUGCUGCUGUCCCUGGGCCAGGCUGCUCCCAAGGAAGGAGCCACGAGGCACAAGAUUGAAGAGCUGCAGCAACCCCUGCCCAACCCCUUCAUGCCAGGCGAGGAGCAGCUCCGCCUUCUGCAGCGCUACCUGAAAGGACUAGAGAGGAUGGAGGAGGCUCCAGAACACAUGGACCGGGAACAGGUUCUCCUCUACGUCUUUGCCCUGCACGACUACGAUCAGAGUGGCCAGCUGGAUGGCCUGGAGCUGCUGUCCAUGCUGACGGCAGCACUGGCCCCAGAAGCUGCUGACUCUCCUCCCACCAACCCGGUGAUCCUGGUGGUGGACAAGGUGCUCGAAACCCAAGACGUGAACGGGGAUGGACUCCUGACUCCCGCAGAGCUCAUCAACUUGCCAGGAGAGGCCCCUAAGGUGCCCCCUGCCCCAGCUCUCCAGGACACACAUGCUAGUCCAAGGCAGGCCCCAUUAGCUAACAGCCCAGAUGAACAAGAAAGGCCAGGAGCUCUGAGUCUCAGCGAAACUGGGGAACUAGGAGAGGCCACAGUGGAGUCUUUGGAGCCUGUACAGGAGGUGGGGGAACCCGCAAUGGCUGAAGCAGAAGCCCUGGGCCCUGGAGAGGAGGCUGGAGGACAGGUUGAGGUGGAAGAAGUCCCAGGACCUGGAGAGGAGGACAGGGGACAAGUGGAGGCCAAAGACACCGUGGAGGAAGCAGAAGUCCUUCCAGGAGGAUCUGUGCAGUCUCAGGACACCGCCCAGACGUUAGAGGCCCACGCGGUCCAGCUGGAGAACGACGAGAUAUAA
This is a messenger RNA of Elephantulus edwardii (Cape elephant shrew), 837 nucleotides long. It is a transcript of the gene CGREF1, whose product is annotated as cell growth regulator with EF-hand domain 1. The transcript has 5 exons. Bases 1 to 837 code for a protein of 278 amino acids. Gene Ontology annotation, molecular function: calcium ion binding. NCBI's taxonomy places the organism in Eukaryota, Metazoa, Chordata, Mammalia, Macroscelidea, Macroscelididae. The record is from RefSeq and is a predicted model, not a curated record.